AUUUUCCACGCGUCCACUUUGCCCUUGGAACAACGCCGUCAGGCUGCCACACUUAGUGUUCCUUGAUUGUGACCUGUUUCUGUUCCCCAGAAACAAUCCCGGUUAUUCCUGGACCUGCCAGUCUUUUCCUGAGUUUAUCAAGGUGAGCCUGAUCUGCAAGCUGCCUGCGGAGAAACGCCGCGGCGUAUGCUGGCACAACGCAUUGCCAGUUUGUGUAGGCGUCCCUUGCAUGUUGGUGUGUGUACCUGUACCCCUGUGGAUAGUGAUCCCUUAUCGCGCUUUGUUUGCUCGCCACCACUUCUGGGCCUCAGUUUUGUGUCGUCUGCGAACGGAGAAAGGUGGUGGCUGUGUACCGCAAGGACUACUUCUAGAACUCCCGUUUCACAGAGUGAAGUGAGCUGAUUGUGAGCAUCACCAACCCCCCAUACCGGCCCCAACCGCUACCGUCUGUCUGCCGCCCUCUCGCCGUUAGUGGCCCGACACACUACAGUAUUCAGCAUGGACUCCAUGGACUCCAUUAAACCCCUGCCCAACGAUGACCCCACCGUUACCCUGACCAUCCGGCUCAUCAUGCAGGGCAAGGAAGUUGGCAGUAUUAUUGGAAAGAAAGGAGAAAUUGUCAAAAGAUUCAGGGAAGAGUCUGGAGCAAAAAUAAAUAUUUCUGAUGGAUCAUGUCCUGAACGAAUUGUCACUGUUACUGGACCAACAAAUGCUAUUUUCAAGGCAUUCACACUUAUUUGCAAGAAGUUUGAAGAGUUCCAAGAAAUGCAAGGUGCCCCAAAUAGUUCAGGCAUUCCUCGCCCACCAAUUACUCUGCGGCUCAUCGUGCCAGCUUCCCAGUGUGGUUCUCUCAUCGGCAAAGGUGGUUCGAAGAUUAAGGAGAUCCGUGAGGUGACAGGAGCUUCCAUUCAAGUAGCUUCUGAAAUGUUGCCAAAUUCAACUGAACGUGCGGUGACCAUCUCGGGCACCAGUGAGGCUAUUACACAGUGCAUCUACCACAUCUGCUGUGUUAUGCUCGAGUCCCCUCCCAAAGGUGCCACGAUCCCUUAUCGCCCCAAACCCCAAGUGGCUGGCCCAGUGAUCCUUGCGGGUGGACAGGCUUAUACCAUCCAGGGUAACUAUGCCGUACCCGCCCAUGCCGACGUAAGUACAAUGCCCUUGUUCCCUGGCUUGGCGCCGGUAGCCGGCCACCCCCCGUUGGGCCUGCCCCCCUCCCCGCUCCUGCAUACCGGGCUCGCAGACCCGCUGCUGAAGAACGGACACUUGCAGGCCGCACUGCCGCCAGCUCACCUGGCUGCCGAUGGACUAAACUCUUCUCUGGACAUCAGUGCUGGCAUCUCAUAUUUACAAAGGAAUGUUGGUACAAGAGGCUGUAGGUUAGGGAUAUUUGUUAUGUAUGGAGGUGGAUUAUUUGCAUACUUCCAGAAGAUGGGGAUGGGCAAUUCGCCAUUAGCCGGUUUGGCAGCUCUUGGUCUGGGAGGACUCAACACUGGCACUACGGGAGGACUGAACCCUGCCGCAUUAGCUGCUUUGGCUGGAAGCCAGCUCAGGACCAAUAACCAAAAUCGUAAUCAACCUGGUGCAAAUCAGCAAACACAUGAAAUGACAGUUCCAAAUGAAUUGAUUGGUUGCAUCAUUGGAAAGGGAGGCACCAAAAUUGCUGAGAUCAGGCAAAUCAGUGGGGCAAUGAUUCGUAUCUCCAAUUGUGAGGAACGUGAGGGUGGCAGCACUGACCGAACAAUCACCAUCACGGGUAAUCCUGAUUCAGUGGCUCUGGCACAAUAUCUGAUCAACAUGAGUGUUGAACUGCAGAAAGCUAACCUUGAGGCCCAAAAUCCCACCAAUCCCGGUGGUCCGGGCAGCUCGACCACCCCCGGCUCGAGCUCCAGCGGUCCUUCCUCUGCGGCCGCCUCCCCUCUGGCCAGUGCCAUCCCUCUCGCCCAGCUGCUGUCCAAACCUGGCGCGCUGAACGCGCUCUCCAGCCUGAGCGCUCUGGGCGGGCUGACGGAGCUCUUGGGGGGCGCCGGGGCUGGCGCCCCCGUGCAGACCACAGGCGUCCACCGUUCCCACAAGACCUACACCCCCAGGCUGCGCAGCCCUGGCGGGGGCAUGGGGCCCCAGGACAACAGCAAGCUCAAGUCGGAGCGCAGCAAGUUUGCGCCGUACUGAGCACUUGAGGGCCAGUCUGGGGGUGUAGGCUGCUCAGCACUAUUACAGAGAAGCCUCUUUAAUAUUUAUGUUUAGGAUGAAGGAGCAAUCUGCUCCUGUCUUGUACAAAUUUAAAACAUGUUCUUUGUCCCUUCCUUAUUUUUGAUUAGUCGCUGUGAUUGCGUACUGCAACUUAGUGAUUUUACCAUGUUCAGUCUAGACUCGGGACUUCUACAGAUUUGAAUUUUGUCUCGUUUUUCAUAUUAUUGAGGUUUUCCUGUAAAAUGAUUGUGAACAAUAGACAAAGAUUUGAUGUAAGUUUGCAGUCUUUGAUGAGUCGCACUUGACCAAGUCAGGCGUAUUGUAAGAAGCAGUGUUUCACAAAUCUCUUAAAUAGGUAAUGUUAGGUAUUCAAUAUCAAGUAAUAACAUACGUGUUUAUCAAUAGCUGAUAUUUCAUUCAUUGGGUUAUAUAUUUUCUUUAUUAGUAUAUAUAUCUACAUCUAUAUAGAACAACAUUACCAUCCUAGUUCAGUGUUUGUGAAAACUUUAUUCAUAUCAGUGAAUCAAUUAUGUUCAUUUAAGAAGGGUAGUUUCCAGAGAUGAUUUGAUAUAAAAUAGAUGUUUGAAAUAAUUUUAUAGAACACUUUUUCUUUUGCCAAAAGUAAUCAAGAUUCCAUUCUUGUGAUAUGUUUUCAUUAAUGUGAAUUUUAUGAGCAUAAUCACAACUUAGGAAUUAUCACUGUUUGAAAUAAAGUAUUUGCUGAUAAUUUUAAGAUCAUUGGAAUCAUUUGUACCUUUUAAUUUCAGAAUUUUUUGGUGUCAAGAAGUAUAAUUGGGAUGUGUGUGUUUUUGAGUACAUGUUGUUGACUGUCUUUGUAGGUCUAUGUAAAACAUAUCAGUACAACUUUAAUAGAUUAUUUUUAUGGCGUUAUUUUUGUUUGAUUACACAAGUAUAUUGGAACUUGAAAAAGAAAUAACAGAGAUUUGUUUUGAUGAAAUGUAGACCUGUUUCUCUGACAGUACACUUGUAAAAAAUGUGAUUUAAAGAAUAAACGUACAUACUUACAAAAUAGGAG
This is a messenger RNA of Gryllus bimaculatus (two-spotted cricket), 3226 nucleotides long. Lineage: Eukaryota; Metazoa; Arthropoda; Insecta; Orthoptera; Gryllidae. The record is from the annotation of a GenBank genome assembly.